AUGCAUAUCCACUCCUUGACAGAUAGACAUGACUCUAAACCCUCAAAUAGCGCAGAUAUUGCAGAAGCCCUGCAAACUUACUACCAUGAAUUAUACAACUUACAGAACUCCACUCCCUCUUUGUCAGAGGGGAGCGAGCGGUUGACCCCUCUAGAUUUGGACUCUGUUACGCUCCCUUCGCUAUUGCAGGCAGAUAUGGAGAAACUAGAAGCUCCUAUAGCCACAGAAGAGAUGUUACAUACUAUUGACAGCCUGCCAUUGGGGAAGAGCCUGGGCCCAGAUGGCUUUAGUGCUAAAUAUUAUAAGCUUUAUAAAACUAUUUUGUCCCCACAUUUAGUUUCCUUAUUCAACACCCUGGACACUUCCGUAGGUUUUCCUUCCACCAUGUUAGCAGCAAACAUUACUACUAUCCCAAGGCCAUGUAAGCCAGCAAACCGCCCAGAAAACUUUCGACCGAUCUCCCUCCUUAAUGUGGACAUAAAGAUCUUUGCUAAGGUCCUUUCCAACAGACUUAAUACAUUCUUAUCCAACCUGAUCUCACCAGAUCAGGUGGGAUUUGUGCCUAGCCGGGAGGCCAGUUGUUUAAAAUUAUAUUUUCUGGGGGUGCCCCUGUGGUGGAAAACAACUGAGACUUACCGAGCCUCUUUGCCCUAUUCAGAGAUUAGUUGUUUGGACACCUUGCGGCUCCAGCUGACAGUUCCUAUAGAAGUUAUAUUUACCAAAGGAACACUAACUGUGGAACAGCAAAGAAAACUCCCUGUUUCUGAUGUAAAAGAAAAGGAAACUGUGCUAAAUACGCAAACCAGCUUCAUCCGUCGCUAUGAGAUCAAAUAUCGAAAAGCAAGGACUGAGGAGGAGGAAGCUCUGAUGCUGAAAACUCUGCAAGAGGCAGAUGAAGCUCUCCAGCAACUGAGUAAAGGGACACAGGGCUCGUUGUCUCUGUAUAUCAUUCCUGAAACAUCUGCCAUCUUUUCUCAGGGUAAUCAAGUGUACAUUGGAAAGCACUGGAGGGUUCUUAUUCAGCAUGAUCUGGAUUCAUCUUCACACACUGAUGAACUCCUCCGCACCCUCUACUAUAAAGUAGAUCGCAUUGCUCAGACAAUGUCACUUACUGAGGAGGCCAUCACAGCAGCAUUGUCUGAUAGGAUUCCCAUUGGCAGGUUUAGUAAAGAUGACUUUGAAAACAACAGAAGAGCCUUCAAGUCUAGUCCAGGCUAUGACAUCACUUUUAGUUUACUGAACCCUGACCCUAAAUCUCAUGAUCUGAAUUGGGAUAUACACUUUUCUGCAGAUCAUUAUAUCCAGCCAUUUUUGAACAAGCUAAGUCCAUUGGCCAACUUCUCUGUAGACUCCCAGAUGUUAUAUUACGCUGUACUUGGAGUUACACCUCGCUUUGAAAAAGCCACAUCCAGCUACAUCCUAAAUGCACACAAUCUGCCUCAUGUCAUUAACCCAGUUGAGGCAAGACUUGGUUCCAGUGCUGCCUCACUCUAUCCAGUGUUAAACUUUUUGCUGUACGUUCCAGAAUAUUCUCAUUCACCUCUUUACAUCCACGACAAAGAUGGGAGUAGAGUUCCCAGCAAUGCAUUUCACAGCCCACGCUGGGGAGGGAUCAUGGUCUAUAAUGUUGAUUAUGAAAAUCAACGAGAAAUUGAUUUCCCAUUACGUAUUGAUAUUGACAUGGUACGAGUGAUGGAAGUGUUUUUAACCCAGUUGCGGUUACUUUUGGGAAUUACAGAUGUGUCUGUACCGGGAAACUACAAGUUAGAGACCCCAGGGAAUGAGGGGCUAACAGACUGGGAAUUGGACACACUUCUUUGGACACGAGCUGUUGAAAACAUUGCUACAGUGACCACGACAUUGACUUCAUUGGCUCAGCUUUUGGAUCAGAUUGGGAACAUUGUUAUUAAUGAUAACGUGGCUUCUGAAGUAUAUCAUGCUGUUACUUCAGUUCAAAUGGCCUUGUCUGAGCUGGAAUCUGGAAGGCUGGAAUUUGCUUUUCAAGCUAGUAAAGAGGCCAUUUCGUCUUCUGAGAAGGCAUUUUUUGAUCCCUCUCUCCUCCAUCUUUUGUACUUUCCAGAUGAUCAAAAAUUUGCCAUUUAUAUCCCUUUGUUCUUGCCCAUGGCUGUACCUAUACUAAUGUCUCUUUUGAAGAUAGCCAAGGAUUACAAGGCAAGCAAAAAAGCUUCAAUCAAAGUGGACUGAGUUUCUUCAAAAAUAACUGGACUCCUAGAGAGUGAGGAACCUUGGUUGAAUUAUGUAUUUAUUGC
Bombina bombina (fire-bellied toad) is the source of this 2270-nucleotide messenger RNA. Its product is annotated as GPI transamidase component PIG-S-like. Gene Ontology annotation, cellular component: GPI-anchor transamidase complex. Lineage: Eukaryota; Metazoa; Chordata; Amphibia; Anura; Bombinatoridae. The record is from RefSeq and is a predicted model, not a curated record. The transcript is spliced from 2 exons. The coding region runs from base 1 to 2205 and encodes 734 amino acids. Gene Ontology annotation, biological process: attachment of GPI anchor to protein.